Messenger RNA from Metarhizium acridum CQMa 102, 999 nucleotides. The record is from RefSeq and is a predicted model, not a curated record. NCBI's taxonomy places the organism in Eukaryota, Fungi, Ascomycota, Sordariomycetes, Hypocreales, Clavicipitaceae.
AUGGCGAGCCGCAACCCCUUUGAGAACAACGACCAUCGGGACCCCGACGCUCACGCCCCCGAGGCCGUCGACAUGCUGUCGCCAAUGACACCACUGUCAAACCUCGAGAGCGAGCUGCAGACCAAGUACCAGUCCGCGCGCAGCUCGGAGCGACAGCCGCCGCCGCAGAGGCCUGCCGACUCCGAGAAGGAGGUCGUCAGCCUCGAGCACGACAGCGCCCUCAAGCACGUUGUCCCGCUGGAACUGACAUCAGAGUAUCCCGAGACGGCAACCGUCGUGACCCCCCCGACGCCCCGGACCAUGGACGCCGACACCCUAAAGGUCAGGUCAAUGUCGGACGCCGCGCCCGAGGCGCUGCCCCCGGGAGGCGAGGGCGGCGGCGCAAACAAGGACCAGCGCAUUCUGGGAAUGAGCAGGAAGGCGUUCCUGAUACUCAUCGCCGUCGUCAUCAUCAUCGUCGCGGCCGCCGUGGGCGGUGGCGUGGGUGGCGCCGUUGCGUCGACAAAGAAGUCGGACGCCACUCCCGCAACAAGCAGGUACAAACUACGGGAAGUAGGUGCUGAAGCUAACGGGAAACUUUGCCUCACUGUCAGCUCAUCCUCAAGCACGCCCACGUCAUCCACGGCAACGACGUCGGGCGCGGCGCCCUCGCAGACGGUCCAGUUCCUCAACAACCAGACCUGGCCGCAGGGCUAUGAUUUCGCUUUCCAGGGCUACUCGCGGCCCAACUUCACGGGGGCGGCGACGCAGAUCCUCACCGGCGACGGGGGCGCCAACACGGGCAGGGACUUUGACUUUGACGUCCACAGCUACAUCUGGGUGCCCAACAUUGGCAACUGCUGCGUCAACUUUUGCGCCAACAGCACCAAGCAGGGCUACAUUGGGUAUAAAUGCACCCCUGUGAGGAAGAAUGAGUCGUCCGAGGCGGUGGCGCGGGCGUUUGUCUGGUGUGACAACACGCACAGCGAUGCCAUUGCCGAGUCCAAGGGGUGCUCAUAA